Pipistrellus nathusii (Nathusius's pipistrelle) is the source of this 279-nucleotide messenger RNA. The record is from the annotation of a GenBank genome assembly. Lineage: Eukaryota; Metazoa; Chordata; Mammalia; Chiroptera; Vespertilionidae.
AUGGCCUCAAACAACUAUACCCAGCAAGCAACCCAAAGCUAUGGGGCCUACCCCACCCAGCCUGGGCAGGGUUAUUCCCAGCAGAGCAACCAGCCCUAUGGACAGCAGAGUUACGGUGGCUACAGCCAGUCUGGGGACACUUCAGGCUAUGGCCAGAGCACCUAUGGUUCUUACGGGCAGACCCAAAACACAGGCUAUGGCACCCAGUCAGCUCCCCAGGGAUAUGGCUCAACCGGUGGCUAUGGUGGUGGCCAGAGUUCUCAGUCAUCUUAUGGGUAG